AUGCCGAAGCUGCCACAGGUGACGGUAAAGCAAAACUUGCCCCGCAGAAAGGCGGCGCACCGUGCUGCCAGCAAGCGCUGGCGUGACAAGUGGAUUCGCAAGGGAGUUCCUCGUGACAGUGCCUUGGCCAGCACAGGCACCGAGACGGACACCCCAACGCAAGAGGAAGAACAGCCCGGCGGCCAGUGCCCGGCCAGCGGCCGCAAGAGGAAGGACACCCCGGAAGAGGAAGGACAGCGGCCGCAAAGGACACCCCGGCCAGCGGCCGCAAGAAGGAGAGCAACUCUAAAGUCGAUCUUCGCAACUUCGUGA
Molecule: messenger RNA, 312 nt
Organism: Durusdinium trenchii
Lineage: Eukaryota; Dinophyceae; Suessiales; Symbiodiniaceae
Source: the annotation of a GenBank genome assembly